Molecule: messenger RNA, 3770 nt
Organism: Cervus elaphus (red deer)
Lineage: Eukaryota; Metazoa; Chordata; Mammalia; Artiodactyla; Cervidae
Gene: EMX1
Product: empty spiracles homeobox 1
Exons: 3
Coding region: 2516-3382 (288 amino acids)
Biological process (GO): regulation of DNA-templated transcription; central nervous system development; brain development
Molecular function (GO): DNA binding; DNA-binding transcription factor activity, RNA polymerase II-specific
Source: RefSeq, a predicted model, not a curated record
AGCUAGAUGAGGGAAGUCCACAUGGCCAGUGUAGAUGUGUCCAGGAAUGGCCCAGUAGAUCCCAAGCUCCUCUACCUGCCCUAUUUAGUCAGUUCAGGGGUCAGUGUCCGGCCUUGCAGUGAGGUAGGAGGUGGGGGCCUGCAGCUAGACAGGUGAGGUUCACCACCGGCUAGGGAAACAAAGCCCGGGCGAGUUCAGCCCGAUCCGGCUCCACUCUUCUCGCCACAGGCCCAAGCACUUAGUCCCUCCUCGCGGCAUUCAGAGAACAGGCCCGGCUGAUGCUUAUCCAACUAAACCUGCCUCCCUGCGGGGACCUUGUUCCAGCAAAAUUCACGUUGUCUCCUUCCACAUAGAACGAAACUCUCGCUUCCAUGUCUUUGCCCAGCUUCGCACCCUCACCACUCCAGCGAUAUGGCCUGGUUAGGUCCUUGUCCCCACUCAGGGGAGCUUCUCCUUACCCAGAACGGAGGAGGAGGCAAAAGGAGAGGGGGGGGAGAAACAGAGGGAAAGUGGUGCUGUGGGAGAGGGCGGUAAAGAGACAGGAAAGGGAGAAACAGACAGCCAGCCUGAGACAGAAACGGAGAGACCAGCACAGUGAGCCAGGAAGAACCGGAGGGGCCAGCAAGAGAGACACAAGCCCUCGCCACGAAUUCAGUAACGACUCCUUCCUCAGGUGUUUCUGGGGCGCCUCCGAGGUGCUCCGCCCGGGUCUGCUCUGGACACGACCGGCGGCAGGGCGCGGCAGUCUCACCCCCACCCCCUCGCUGUCUCCUCCCCACCUCUCCCAAGGGGGCCGGAACGGCUUCGGCGCGCGGGGGCUUUUCGGACCAGUCGAGUGGAAAAUAGACUUUAACCCGCUUUGUGGCAACAAGGGCGCCCGGAGCGCUCUCCCCGGCCGAGACUCCGGGCACUCAGGCAGGCCACUCUCAAGACCUGGCCUGGAGUCCUUGCAGAGCCUCGCGGCACGAGGACCUUCUGGCCUCAGGGCGCCGGGACGCACUGCCCGGAUCCGCGCACCCCGGCCAGGCCGCUCUGAGUAAGCCGGGCAGGAGCGAGGAAGCAGAUCGGCUUCUCGCAGUGCACGGGCAGGGUGCGGGUCCCAGCCUCCCCAUCACUGCCUUGUGUCCUCUUAGGCCUGGAUGCUGUGUUUUCCUGCGGCCUGGAAUGCCCUGGUGGAAAAGUUUGCUGAGUACUGGUUCUCCUUCCCAACUGCCCUCUCAUCCCCGACGAAUCAGUGCACGAAAUGGAAACUGGCUGGAGCAGAGUAGUCCGCUGCUCCGCGUUCGCGAGUGGAAGGUGAGGGUCGGAGGAAGCCAGGCGGCCGCUACGGUCCCGGGAUGGCCUGUGUGUCUUCUUGGAGGGUCUUAGGCGAUGGCUGUGGACUGUUCGGCCACCUCCAACGUAAGACAGUGUCUUCAAGACCUCGGCCUGUCCUGGACCGCCUGCACCUAAGCUCCGCAAUCAGAGAAGACGAGGAAAGCAGAUGGCCCUGCGAGCCGGUCGCGAUGCUCGUGGCUGGGCCAAGGACCUGCUUCCAAGCCCGGAGAAUUGCAGCUUGAGACGUCUGGGUGACCACUCCGCCAGCUCCUCUAGCGCUUUCCCUGGCCUGGCCUCUUCUGAAAAUAACUGCGUGUCCGCUUUCGGAAGCUGUCCCCCUUACCACCCAGAAAACGCGAAACCUCAGGAGCAAGGCCGCGGCUUCAGACUGCGUCCCAGGUGACGGACGAUGGAUCCUGAGGAUCCUUGAGGCCAGGGGAACAAGUUCUCAGGAGAAUUUAUUCGUUGGACCCCAAACACCCACAUUGCACUCGAAUUCAAGUUAUUUGAGAACUGAAACGACAUCCCGGGACGAACUGGAGAGGGUUCAACUGAUUUGCACACUGGGGAGUGGGGUUGGAGAUCCUCCCAAGCCCCAGACCCCUCACCCCUCACACACCUCCUUCGGCUCCGGCCUGGGUGGAGACGCUUACGGCUGCCGCCAGACUCAGCUAAAGGGCAGAGAUGCGAGAAGACGCGAGAGGAGGAAGAGGCCUAGCUCGCCCCGCGCAAGCUCCAGUCCGGUUUUUGCCUCCGACUGCUGGCUCCUUUCCCUUCCCGCGGUCCCUCGCCCCGCCCCGCCCCGCCCCCCACCUUGGGGCAGGUGAGCGGCGGCCAAUGGGCGAGCGCGGGGCAGGUGCCCGCUAACUCUCGCCUAGCAGCGCGGUGGCCGAGGCCGGGCAGGACACUGCUGGGAGGACCGGGGGCGGGGGUCGGUCCUGGCAGGACUCGGAAGGGAAGGGGCCGGGCUCAGUCCCCAGGCGGUAGAGGCAGCUCACAGCCUCCUUCGGAGCCCGCGCCGGUGCCGGCGCCGGGAGCUGCCCGCUUGGCCGCAGAGGCCGGCGCGCCUAGCCUCGCGCCGUGGCCCGACUCCGCGUUCACUGGCUCUCACGCCCCUCGCCGCACCGCGCCUGGCUUGUGGGCAGGGGCUGAGCGCGGGCGGGCGGGCGGGGGAGGUGAAGGGUGCUGGUGUGUGUGCAUGUGCCUGGCUGGGUGCACACCCCGCACGGCGGCGGCGCCAGGACGCGGAGCGCUCCCCAGAGCCCGGGUGCCUCGCUCGGCUCUGGCGGCCGCGACCAUGUUCCAGCCCACAGCCAAGCGCGGCUUUACCAUCGAGUCUUUGGUAGCCAAGGACGGCGGUACUGGAGGGGGUACUGGCGGCGGGGGCGCAGGCUCCCAUCCCCUGGCGGCGGCCGCCUCGGAGGAGCCGCUCCGGCCCACGGCGCUCAAUUAUCCUCACCCCAGCGCAGCCGAAGCGGCCUUCGUGAGCGGCUUCCCCGCCGCCGCGGGCGCCGGCCGCUCGCUCUACGGCGGUCCCGAGCUCGUAUUCCCCGAGGCCAUGAACCAUCACGCGCUGACCGUGCACCCGGCGCACCAGCUGGGCGCCUCCCCGCUGCAGCCCCCGCACUCGUUCUUCGGCGCCCAGCACCGGGACCCUCUGCACUUCUAUCCCUGGGUGCUGCGGAACCGCUUCUUCGGCCACCGCUUUCAGGCGAGCGACGUGCCCCAGGACGGGCUGCUUCUGCACGGCCCCUUCGCGCGCAAGCCCAAGCGGAUCCGCACGGCCUUCUCGCCCUCGCAGCUGCUGCGGCUGGAGCGUGCCUUCGAGAAGAACCACUACGUGGUGGGCGCCGAGCGGAAGCAGCUGGCCGGCAGCCUCAGCCUCUCCGAGACGCAGGUGAAGGUGUGGUUCCAGAACCGGAGGACAAAGUACAAGCGGCAGAAGCUGGAGGAGGAAGGGCCCGAGUCGGAGCAGAAGAAGAAGGGUUCCCACCAUAUCAACCGGUGGCGCAUUGCCACGAAGCAGGCCAACGGGGAGGACAUCGACGUCACCUCCAAUGACUAGGGUGGGCAGCCGCAACCCCACCAGGGCAGAGUGCCACACGCUGCUGGCCAGGCCCCCCCACCGGUGGGCCCAGCAGGACUCUGGCCACUCCUUGGCCGGGCUGCGUGGAGGCCUCAGGUCACGGCCCCGGAGGGCUCGGAGCCUGGGGCUGCCACCGACAGAGGGACAAGACGUGGGCUGGCUGAGGCCCGGGACUGCUCGACCUUCUCCUUGGAGAGCCUGCCCACCUGGGCAGCGCAGCCUCCCAGCCACUCUCCAUUUCUCUUAUCUCUUUUUUGUUUUGACGAAUUUCUGUUUUAAUUUAUUUUGCAGGCACCCGCUGUAGUUCUUAGUGAUCCCCUUGUGUCUCCCUUCCCUAUGGGAACAAUAAAAGUCUCUCUCUUAAUGA